Messenger RNA from Staurois parvus, 310 nucleotides. The record is from the annotation of a GenBank genome assembly. NCBI's taxonomy places the organism in Eukaryota, Metazoa, Chordata, Amphibia, Anura, Ranidae.
GGCCACAGAAUUGUUACUCAGGGACAGACAGAAUUGUUACUGAGGGCCACAGAAACGUUAAUCAGGGACACAGAAUUGUUACUGAGGGCCACAGAACUGUUACUUAGGGCCACAGAAUUGUUACUCGCACAGACACAGAAUUGUUACUCGGGCACAGACACAGAAUUGUUACUGAGGGCCACAGAACUGUUACUUAGGGCCACAGAAUUGUUACUCGCACAGACACAGAAUUGUUACACAGGGACACAGAACUGUUACUGAGGGCCACAGAACCGUUACUUAGGGCCACAGAAUUGUUACUCGCACAGGA